Molecule: messenger RNA, 717 nt
Organism: Amphimedon queenslandica
Lineage: Eukaryota; Metazoa; Porifera; Demospongiae; Haplosclerida; Niphatidae
Exons: 5
Source: RefSeq, a predicted model, not a curated record
UCAAGUCACUAACUGUAUCAAGUAUUGAAUCCACUACUUCAUUGAAUGUAAUACCAUCAACCAGUAAUGCCAAGAAUAUAUCCACUAAAACAUCAAUUGGGCAUAGUUCAUCAAGAAUAAUACCAUCAUACAGUAUUAUAACAUCUUUGAUGACAGCCGAGUCACUAACUGUAUCAAAUACUGAAUCCACUACUUCAAUAAGUGUAAUAUCAUCAACCAGUAAUGCCAAGAGUAUAUCUACUAUUAUACCUACAACAUCAACUGGGCAUAGUUCAUCAAGAAUAAUACCAUCAUACAGCAUUACAACAUCUUUGAUAACAGUGACUAGUUCAAUGCCAGUUGAUGAUGACACUGACAGUACAGAUACAGCAGUGUCUAUUAAUGUUGGAAUAACUGUAGCACUUGUGAUCUCUGGACUGAUUAGUGUCAUAUUCAUAAUAUUAGCAGUUUCUGUUCUUCUUUAUUUGAAGAUAUUGACUAAUAGGAUGUCACCUACUGAGGCCAGUAAUGUGGUGUAUGAUAAGAAUGAUAGUUAUGAACUGCAUAAAAUAACUGAUGAGACUGAUGUGUAUAAAGACGUUAAAGACAUUUAACUCAUUAAUAAAGUCAUUAUUGUAAUUAAUUAUUGUUAGUUGAUGAUUGAACAUUAUUAGUUAAUAGUUACUUAAUUUGACAUUUUACUUUUUAUAAAAUAAGUUCCUUUGUUAGCUGCUACUG